This is a messenger RNA of Anoplopoma fimbria (sablefish), 3813 nucleotides long. It is a transcript of the gene traf4a, whose product is annotated as tnf receptor-associated factor 4a. The transcript is spliced from 7 exons. Gene Ontology annotation, molecular function: zinc ion binding; protein binding. The coding region runs from base 1 to 1413 and encodes 470 amino acids. Gene Ontology annotation, biological process: signal transduction; positive regulation of JNK cascade; activation of NF-kappaB-inducing kinase activity. The record is from RefSeq and is a predicted model, not a curated record. NCBI's taxonomy places the organism in Eukaryota, Metazoa, Chordata, Actinopteri, Perciformes, Anoplopomatidae.
AUGCCCGGGUUUGAUUACAAGUUUCUGGAAAAGCCAAAGAGACGGUUCCAGUGUCCGCUCUGCAGCAAGGCGAUGCGGGAGCCGGUCCAAGUGUCUACCUGCGGACAUCGGUUCUGUGACACCUGUCUGCAAGAAUUCCUGAGCGAGGGUGUCUUCAAGUGUCCGGAGGACCAGCUACCGUUGGACUAUGCCAAGAUCUACCCGGAUCCUGAGCUGGAGCAGCAGAUCCUGGCGCUGCCCAUCCGCUGCAUCCACAGUGAGGAGGGCUGCCGCUGGACCGGCCAGAUGAAGCAGCUGCAGGGCCACUUCUCCACCUGCGCCUUCAAUGUUAUACCCUGCCCCAACCGCUGCUCCGUCAAGCUGACACGCCGCGACCUGCCCGACCACCUGCAGCACGACUGCCCCAAGCGCAAGGUCAAGUGCGAGUUUUGUGGCAGCGAGUUCACCGGUGAAGCCUACGAGAACCACCAGGGUGUGUGUCCUCAGGAGAGUGUUUACUGUGAGAACAAGUGUGGGGCGAGGAUGAUGCGUCGUCUGCUGUCCCAACACGGCUUGGCAGAGUGUCCGAAACGCACACAGCCCUGCAAGUACUGUGGCAAGGAGUUCGUCUUCGACACAAUCCAGAACCACCAGUACCACUGCCCUCGCUUUCCUGUCCAGUGCCCAAACCAGUGCGGCACACCCAACAUCGCCCGAGAGGAUCUGGCUAACCAUGUGAAGGACAACUGCGGCAGCGCACUCGUUCUGUGCCCCUUCAAAGACGCUGGCUGCAAACACAGGUGCCCCAAACUGGCUAUCAGUCGUCAUCUGGAAGACACCACUAAGUCUCACCUGACUAUGAUGUGUAACCUGGUGGGGCGUCAGCGGCAGGAGAUCCUUGAGCUGCGGAGGGAGAUGGAAGAGCUGUCCGUCAGCCACGACGGCGUUCUCAUCUGGAAGCUCAGCGACUACUCACGCAAGCUCCAGGAGGCCAAACUCCGGAGCAACCACGAGUUCUUCAGCCCGCCUUUCUACACCCAUCGCUACGGCUACAAGCUGCAGGUGUCGGCCUUCCUGAACGGCAACGGCAGCGGCGAGGGCUCCCACCUCUCUGUCUACAUCCGCGUGUUACCUGGAGAGUACGACAGCUUGCUGGAGUGGCCCUUCUCCUACAAGGUGACUUUCUCCAUCAUGGACCAGAGCGACCCGUCGCUUUCCAAACCACAGCACAUCACGGAGACCUUCAACCCCGACCCCAACUGGAAAAACUUCCAGAAGCCCAGCAGCAGCCGCAACUCGCUGGACGAGAGCACACUGGGCUUCGGCUACCCCAAGUUCAUCUCUCACGAGGAGAUCAAGAAGAGGAACUACAUCCGAGACAACUGCGUCUUCAUCAAGGCUUCUAUAGAGAUUCCCCAGAAGAUUAUGGCUUAAGAUCCGACCUUUGUUUUGAGAAAGAUAGGUUAAAGACUGGAACUGACACUUAACCUUUAAACUUUUACACACUUACCCUUUAGAUAUUUUCUGCCCUUACAGCCUCUCCACCACAGAGCUUGAAGGGAGUCUGUUUGGCUGUGUGAGCUGACUCGGAGGACCUUGAUACAUCACAGAGCAGAAAGUGUUUGGUCAGCAGAACCAUCACUCUCUGGUGUUUCUUUUUAUUAUUUUUUUUUUAUCUGUUUGCUGACCUUUUAUCACAGUCUACAACAAAAAGCCUUGGAAAUCAAACAGUGCCUAGAGAGAUUAUCUUAAGUUAUAUUUUUGUUGUUGUUUCCGCAGUACAAUUGUUAAAGAUUAUGGAAAAAAGGGGGUGAAGUGGGUGAAGGGCUUCUCUAAGCCUCUGCACUUACAGAAGAGAGAAAGUUAGACUCUGGUUAGAGACGCCCCGUUUGGGGGAUCUAAAGAAGAGGGAGCUCAGCAGACUCAUGCUCAAGCCCAACUGCCUUUUGUUUACAUGCUCAUAUUCCCACUGAUUCUUUAACAAACACAGAGCCCUUGGUAAGAAACUGCUCGUGAAGUUUAUGUACACACAAACAUAAAAUCGAUGUUUUCAAGUGAGAAACUUGCAGCUUCAAUCUUGACAUUUUUUUUGUGUUCUUAAGGAAAAGUACUAAAUUUUGAUUCAUUUGAAUUAGAAGAUCAAUACCACUCUCAUAUCUAUACGUUCAAUAUAAAGCCACGACCAGCAGCAGAUUAGCUUAGCUUAGCAUGAAGUCUAGAAACAGGGGGAAGCAGCUAGUCUGGCUGUGUCAAAAGGUAACAAAAUCCAUUUACCAGCACCUGUAAAUUUCAAUCAUUAGCAACUUUAUGUCUCAUUUGUUUAAACCAUACAAAACACUUUGGUCGGAGCCAGACUAGCUGUUUGCUCCUUAUAGUCUUAAUGCUAGGCUAAGCUAACUGGCUGCUUUGGAUAGGUAUGAGAGUGGUAUUGAUCUUCUCAUUUAACACACCAAAAACAAAUAAAUGUAUUUCCCAAAAUGACAAACUACUCCUAAAACUAUAAUUAAACAGGCCUGGCAUAAAACAAAGAAAGUCCUACAAGUUUUGGGCUUUUUAAACAUAAAAUUGAAACUGUCAAGCUCCACCAAGCAAGUUUUUUAGUUUUUUAAGUUUUUUACCUGAUAACAUUGAAGCUACAUAUCUGUCUCCUCUAGUUAACUGCUCCCAUCACAGUUACAGUCUGUGUUUGUCAUAAGUGCGACCCAGUAGUAAAUAGCUUCAGGAUCAUGCUCAUGUACCAAACACUUCAUAGUGAUCUUAUGAAGCUCCGUUAACAAAGUGGAGGCUACCUAUAAGGGAGAAAAAGCACCUUUUGUCGAUCUUAAGAUGAGCAGAGCAGACAAAGAGGCCAGUUGUUGGACACGUGCAUUUAAUAGUGAAGAAAAAGCCAUGUGGCCUUUUUAUACAGUAUGUCUUCGCAUGAGGGUUUUAGGGGUGAGCAGGGCAACAUAAACACAUGCAUGCUUCAUGUGCUACCACCUGGACCACAUUUUUGUACUGUAACCUGUAUUCUUGAAGUCCUCUCCCAUUGAUGGCUAUUUUGUCUCUUUUUUUGGACCGUUUGAAAGUUGACGAAUUGUCAAAAAGUACGUUUUUGUCGUUGUUGUUUUUUUAUAUACAGAAAAUGUGAACGCUCUCGGUAAUAACCUAUAAAGACAAUGAACACUUGGCUGUGAAGUGUAUUGUUUUACAAUUAUGGACUGUGUACUGUUUGAGAAUGUGGUUAAUGACAUGGUCCCUGCAAAUAAGUGGGUGUCUCGGGACUGACUACACCUUUUGUUGUUACCACGGUAACCGGUGUCUAUCUUCAGCUCGGCACACAAUGUUGUGACGGGGAGCGGUUGGAGGGAUGUGCGAUACACCUGUCUUCAUUACAGCACCAUCAGAGGGGUGGAGGACUUUGAUGAUACAGUACACAUAUGUGAAUACUAAUGUAAAAAUGCAGAAGCACAUUCUGUCUUUUUAUUAUUAUACAUGAAAAAACUCCUGAUUUCUUGUCAUAAUACCAGCUGAUAUUUUACAGUGAUUUAAAGAGGUGAGAAGAUUAAAACUUUUUUGUAAGAUUCUGUAUUUUUAAAAACACUUAGCUGUUUUAUACAAACACUUUUCGUUGGAGAGUCGGGGUUGACUUUGGGAAUUUUCAGACCCUUUCGUCUCUUUGGACAUUUGGAUAAUUCGUUUGUACUUGUGGUUUGAGCCUCACAUAUUCUGUCUGUAUUAUUUCCUCUUUAAAGUAUUUAUUUUAAGGAGCCGUCGUGUGAGUUUGAACAGAUGGCACAAACGUUUUAAUAUGUUGAUUGAUGAGUGCUUGUUAAUUUCUGAAUUGAAAUAAAA